Tympanuchus pallidicinctus (lesser prairie-chicken) is the source of this 3224-nucleotide messenger RNA. RefSeq names its product atypical chemokine receptor 2 (gene ACKR2). The transcript has 3 exons. NCBI's taxonomy places the organism in Eukaryota, Metazoa, Chordata, Aves, Galliformes, Phasianidae. Gene Ontology annotation, biological process: G protein-coupled receptor signaling pathway; immune response; chemotaxis. Gene Ontology annotation, molecular function: chemokine receptor activity. Bases 138 to 1337 code for a protein of 399 amino acids. The record is from RefSeq and is a predicted model, not a curated record. Gene Ontology annotation, cellular component: membrane.
UUUCAGGGGUGAUGUCAGCGCUGCAGUGACUCCAGGAAAGGCAAAAUGAAGGCAGGGCAGUCACGCUGAGCUCACGUUUCCUCUUGCACCACUAUGAGAGGUUCGUUCCUAGAAGCCUGAGUCCAACUUCUGGCACAAUGGGAACUGCCCGCCGUGGAGCAGCGGCUCUCCCAGCCUGGGAUGGACCCUUCAGCAGUGUCAGACGCGGGAUCACAACAGACAGCGAUUUGCCCUGUGCAGCUUCAAAGCUGGCAACAACAGCUACAGCCUUGCUGGGUGGCCAAGAUUACACUGCCAAUUCAAGUGACUACCCCUAUGAGUACCUGAAUGAGGAAGACUACGUGCUCUAUGGCCUUUGCACCAAAGAAGAGGUGGUGUCCUUUGGCAAAGCAUUCUUGCCAGCUUUUUAUAGCAUGUUAUUCCUGGUUGGGUUCACUGGGAACGCUCUUCUGUUUACUGUCCUCAUGUAUGUCAGUAAGCAAAAGAAGACAGCAGAGUUGUAUCUGCUGAACCUGGUGGUUUCGGAUUUUCUCUUGCUGCUAACCCUUCCUUUCUGGGCCCUGUUCAUUUCUCAGUGGGUGACCUGGGAUCUGUUGUGCCCAGUCUUAAAUGCCAUGUACAUCAUGAAUUUUUACAGCGGUAUCUUUUUUGUAAGCUGCAUGAGUCUGGACACGUAUCUGCAGAUAGUUCAUGCCUACUCUCCUCACUGCUCUGUGACACGGAAGAAGUCCUUCCUCAUCUUGUUGGUGCUGUGGGUCCUCUCCAUACUCCUCUCCAUUCCCGAUGCCCUCUUCAGCAGCACGAAGGAAAUGCACAACAAAACCAUCAUGUGCACGCAUGAUUACGGCCAGAAACACUUCUUUUGGAAAGUUGUCUUUCAGGUCACUCAAAACAUCCUGGGUUUCCUUUUGCCUUUCUUCUUCAUGGUGUUCUGCUAUUCCCGCAGCGUGUGUGUCCUCACCACGUCUCGGGUGCCUGGCUCGAGGAGAGCACUGCUCUUUGUCUUUACUCUGGUGGUUGUCUUCUUUAUCCUGUGGUUCCCUUACAACAUUGUCCUCGUCCUUCACUCCCUACAAUACGUUGGUUUGAUCCAGAGCUGUGAGAGGAGUAGGCAACUGGACUAUGCCAUGCAGAUCACAGAGAGCUUGUCCUUUGUCCACUGCUGCCUCAACCCUGUGCUCUACGGUUUUAUGAAGAAACGAUUCAGGUCGUACCUACAGAAGAUCCCUCAGGCUUUCUGUAGGAAGGGCACCUUUGACAUCCAGCUCUCAGAAACAAGCUGCUCUUGCAGCAGAUACACCGCUCAGAUAGAAAUGUUGAGCGUCACCAACACAUGAUAAAUUCUUUCUGGCUUUUGCCACGGGGCACUGUGCUCAGCCAGGCUCACCCCUCAGCCUACCAGGAGAGGCAACAGGAAGAACAGGCAGUUUUAAGUGGGUCUGAACCACACUGAAGCGUACUGAGCAGGACACUGUGUCUACCCAAGGGAUGGAUCCUUGGUCUGAGAUCAGUUUCAUAGAAUCAUAGAAUCAUAGAAUCACCAAGGUUGGAAAAGACCUAAAAGAUCACCCAGUCCAACCGUUCACCUAUUCCCAAUAGCUCCCACUAAACCAUGUCCCUCAACACAACAUCCAGCCUUUCCUUGAACACCCCCAGGCUCGGUGACUCCACCACCUCCCUGGGCAUCCAUUGCAGUGCCUGACCACCCUUUCUGAACAGUAAUACUUCCUCAUGUCCAGCCUGAAUCUCCCCUGCCGUAGCUUGAAGCCAUUCCCCCUGCUCCUAUCACUGAUGACACGAGAGAAGAGGCCGACCCCCAGCUCACUACAGCCUCCCUUCAGGCAGUUAUAGAGAGCAAUGAGGUCUCCCCUGAGCCUCCUCUUCUCCAGGCAGGUUUGAUCAUCACAGCACCAGAAUUCAGACCAGUAACUAUCAGCAAGAGAGAGAGGGAAAAAAAAAACACAAAAUGAAAAAGCUCAAUGGAGACCAUCAUUAACAGACAUCAGUUUGACCUGUUUACAGAGUGGCAGCAUGGCCUUAAACGGAAGAGCAUGGAUAGCUAUUUGCCAAUUCUUAUGACUGAUGUGCUUUUACAGUUCAAGGUUACUAGUUUGUUGAUCUUUAUUUAAAAGGUGCUGUUCACCCCAAAUGUUUUUGAACUUUAGCUGGGCUUUUUCCAGCCUAGAAAUCAAUUCAGCAUGUAAAUUGGCUAGAACUGUGCAAAUAAAGUUUAUACCUUCAGAGCACAUGCUCAUCACCUUCUUGAUGUUAUUGCUAGAUAGUGUUACUGAUAGAACUGAGAAGGGUUUUCAGUUGAACAAAAAACAUGCAUUUGUUUUCACUGCCGUUAUUGCCAUCAUCACUGCUGUGUGUUUCCAAAAUGGUAAAGCUAGGAGCUUCACUUAUAAAAACACCAAAGCAAAUAUGAAGGUGAUGCUACGCUGUGAUCUUUGCUACGUGGGUCAGGUCUGCGGCAGGGGUGUGGAAGGGAAGAACAGCUGGGAAACAAAUCUGAGAUAGAUAGAGAUCUUCAUCUCCUGAUCUACCUAGGGAGGGCCCUUGGGACUGUAAAGAGCUUUUGAUGGGAUGCUUAGGGGAAGAGGUGAAGGUAAAGAAAACAAGGGGUGAACUGGGGAGGAACGAGGGUGGGAAAAUAGGGAGCGGGUGGAAGCAGCUUGCCCUGUGCAUGGUCAUCUCCUUACUAAAUCCUUUUCCCUAACUCUCUCACCACUUAAUGCCCCUUUAUCCCACUCGACGCUGCUGCAAGGUCCGCAUGCAGCAGCUGGAUGCCCAGUAGUGCUGCACUGGGCACAAGGCACAAGGUUCCUGGGGUACCCCCACCCCAACGGGAGACAUUGAGGACCAGAAGGCAACAUGAGUGGAGCUGUUGCAGACCUUUCCUUCUCUUGGCAUUUGAGACCAAAGUAGCUCCGCUCUGUCUCCGGCUUGAUCCCAAUUCCAGCAGCACUUCAAACAUCUGUUCCUCCUCUCUUCUUUCCAGCCUGCACUGCAUAUCUGUAGCUGAGUGUUAAAUGCAGAAAUUGCUGAGGGGAAUUCUCCAAAGACCCUUUUACAAAACAGUGCAGCCCUGAAAAGAGGUUUGGCUUAUACUGCUGCAGAGCUCACGCUUACACCCAUCCACUUUAUGCAGCAGCCUGUUGACUGCAGUGGACUCUAACGUACCUUUCACUUUAAAAAUCUCCGUGUGUCAGCCAAGAAAGAGA